Messenger RNA from Sphaeramia orbicularis (orbiculate cardinalfish), 1546 nucleotides. RefSeq names its product RAD23 homolog B, nucleotide excision repair protein (gene rad23b). The record is from RefSeq and is a predicted model, not a curated record. NCBI's taxonomy places the organism in Eukaryota, Metazoa, Chordata, Actinopteri, Kurtiformes, Apogonidae. The transcript has 10 exons. Gene Ontology annotation, molecular function: proteasome binding; ubiquitin binding; polyubiquitin modification-dependent protein binding. Bases 123 to 1289 code for a protein of 388 amino acids. Gene Ontology annotation, biological process: proteasome-mediated ubiquitin-dependent protein catabolic process; nucleotide-excision repair. Gene Ontology annotation, cellular component: nucleoplasm; cytosol.
GAGAGGUGAAAAGUCAUGGCGGCUGACAGUUUGUAAUGAGCCAACGAAAACAGCAAAGAUUUUGCAAGUUGGAUCUGCAGCAUUUCUUCCAAGGCUGAGCAUUAAAAACUAAGUCGACUAAAAUGCAGUUAACUUUGAAAACGUUACAACAGCAGACGUUUAAAAUUGACAUCGAUGAAGAGGAGACGGUAAAAACGUUAAAAGAAAAAAUUGAAGAGGAGAAGGGGAAGGAUGGGUUUCCAGUUGCUGGACAGAAACUAAUAUAUGCUGGUAAAAUUCUCAGCGAUGACCAAGCCCUCAAAGAAUACAAAAUUGAUGAGAAGAACUUUGUGGUGGUUAUGGUGACAAAGCCUAAAGCCGCCGCUGCAGCUCCAAAGCAGUCACCCGCCACGUCAGCUCCCACAACUACAGCUCCUCCUGCACCUCCUGCUUCAUCAUCAUCAUCCUCUUCAGACAGCGCCUCCACAGACAGCAAGCCAGAGGAGGAACGACGGCCGCCAACUGCCGAACCAACCUCCACCCCUGUCGGCCGAAGCUCCGAGGUGUCGACAAACACCAGUUUAAUCGAUGAGGCAGUAUCAUCUUUAGUGACGGGUGCAUCGUAUGAGGCCAUGGUGACAGAGAUGAUGCUCAUGGGCUAUGAGAGAGAGCAGGUGGUGGCGGCUCUGAGAGCUAGUUUCAACAACCCAGACAGAGCAGUGGAGUACCUCCUCACGGGCAUCCCAGGCAGAGAUCAGGGCCAUGCAACAGGGCCCGAUGCAGUGGCCUCUCCAGUGACUGGAGAUCCAGCUGCACCCACGGGGGGGGAUAAUGCUCCUGCCAGCACUGGGUCCUCACCGACCUCUGGGGAAGGUAAUCCUCUGAGUUUCCUCAGGAAUCAGCCUCAGUUCCAUGUCAUGCGUCAGUUGAUCCAGCAGAAUGCAGCUCUGCUUCCUGCUCUGCUGCAGGAGAUCGGCAGAGAAAACCCAGAGCUUCUGCAGGAGAUUAGUAACCAUCAAGAGCAGUUUAUCCAGAUGCUGAAUGAACCCAAUCCAGAGCCGGUGCCAGUCGGAGGAGGAGGAGUUAGUGGGGGGGCAGGAGGAGCCGGAGGAGGAGGAGGAGGAGCAGAUCUCCCCAGUGGAAGUCACAUGAGCUACAUCCAGGUCACCCCACAGGAGAAAGAGGCCAUCGAGAGGCUAAAAGCCUUAGGAUUUCCAGAGGGACUUGUUAUACAAGCCUACUUCGCCUGUGAGAAGAAUGAGAACUUGGCUGCAAAUUUCCUUUUACAACAGAAUUUCGAUGAUGAUUAAGAACCAUCUCUGUUUUCACUUUCUUUUUUUUUUUUUUCUUAUUUCUUCCUCUACUUUUUGAUCGACAAUAAGUUUAUGUGUACAAGACCUUUUUACAUUUCUUCCAAUUUUAUUCACUUCCACAUUCACCUCUGAAUGACACUGAAUAGAAUGAUUCUGACAGUGUUUUGUCUUGUUUGAUUUUUGUUUUUCUCUGUCUUUUUUCAAGUUGACUUAAUGGAGAAAAAACAUUAAAACUGUGCAUAAUGAACAAACAA